This is a messenger RNA of Hordeum vulgare subsp. vulgare (domesticated barley), 1298 nucleotides long. RefSeq names its product serine/arginine-rich splicing factor SR34A-like. Gene Ontology annotation, cellular component: nucleus; ribonucleoprotein complex; cytoplasm. Bases 120 to 1004 code for a protein of 294 amino acids. The transcript has 14 exons. NCBI's taxonomy places the organism in Eukaryota, Viridiplantae, Streptophyta, Magnoliopsida, Poales, Poaceae. Gene Ontology annotation, molecular function: mRNA binding. The record is from RefSeq and is a predicted model, not a curated record.
CUUCUCCCUCCUCAGCCUCCUCUUUCCCUUCCCUUUCUCGAAAGACUGCGCGGCCGUGAAGCCAAACCCUAGCCUUCGCCCCCCCCCCUUUUAAUCCACAUCGUCUUCAGCGGGGAGGGAUGAGCAGGCGCUGGAGCAGGACGAUCUAUGUUGGCAACCUCCCUGGAGAUAUCCGGGAGAGGGCGGUAGAGGACCUCUUCUACAAGUAUGGCCGUAUUGUUGAUAUUGACCUGAAGGUUCCUCCAAGGCCACCUGGCUAUGCUUUUGUUGAGUUUGAAGAUCCUCGUGACGCCGAAGAUGCCUGUGCUGGACGGGAUGGCUACAACUUCGAUGGAAAUCGUCUAAGAGUGGAACCUGCUCAUGGUGGGAGAGGCAGUGGUGGCCCCUCUCAUGAUCGUUCUGGCAGCUUUGGUGGUGGUGGUGGUGCCGGCGGCGGCAGUGGACGCCGAGGUGUCUCCAGGCACACGGAUUACCGUGUUCUGGUUACUGGCCUGCCUUCUUCUGCGUCCUGGCAAGAUUUAAAGGACCAUAUGCGAAGGGCUGGUGAUGUUUGUUUCUCAGAAGUGUAUCGUGAAGGCGGCGGCACCAUAGGGAUUGCUGACUACACAAACUAUGAUGAUAUGAAAUAUGCUAUAAAGAAACUGGAUGACACUGAAUUUAAGAAUGCAUUUUCUAAAGGUUAUAUAAGGGUGAAGGAAUACGAUGGCAAACGUGGGCGCUCCUACUCACGUAGCCGGAGCCCAAGUCGUAGCCGCAGCAAAAGCAGGAGCCCAAGUAAAUCUCCCAGGGCUCGCUCAGCAUCUAGGUCCAGAUCAAGGUCUCUUUCUUCCCGUUCUCGGUCAGCAUCGAAAGGACGUUUUCCGUCAAGAUCACCAGCAAGAUCCAAAUCCCCAAUUGCUUCUCCAGCAAACGGUGUAGUGACAAGUUCAAGGGCAAGCCCAAAGAAGCACAGUCCAAGCAGGAGCCCAUCUCGUUCACGGUCACCUGAAGUGAAAUCUGAAUAGAAGCACUGCACCGCAGCAGGUGAGGCGUGUGCUCAGGUCUAGAUAUUUGUUGUCCUCUAUGCUUUCUUGAGAAUUACCUGGAUGUCAGCAACUGUCCAAUGAGUAUCGUUUUGUUGUAUUAACAGUGUGAACUUGUAUUGCUGAAGACAUCGAACUUGAGCACUAUCAUGCUGUAGCCUGCAGCCAGUCUUUCAUUCAACUAGUAUUUUGUCUGUUAAAUGGUAUCUUGUGGAUUCUUUUCAAAAAUUCAUGUAAGACGUUUGUGGAUUCAAUGUCUCAGGUUUUUCUUUCCAA